GUCCGCCCGCGGGCCCUGCGGUCCCUGCUCCCGGCGGCUGCUUCCCGGGCCGCGAUCCUCCGUGGCCAGUCCCCUGCCUCUGGGCAAAGUCCACCUAGUCAAUCCGCUGAUCAGCACUGAAAACAUGGUGCAAGUUUGGCCGGAGGUAUCCGAAACCCCAGAGUACACAUGGCGUAAAUUCAAGGAAAGACUUCAAGACUAGAAGACUUGGGAAAAUAAACUGGCAAACGACGCGCUGCGUAUAAAAAUUUCAGGCACCUUGGAAACAAAACGGGUAGUAACUAUUGCAGAGGCUCUGGACCACCCAAGGCACACCAUGGUGGAACUAGGAGAAAACCUGCCAGAGGAAGUGUUGGCGCUCGUCUUCAGCCUCCUGCCUCUCAGGGACCGCGCCGCUGCAGCUGGGGUCUGCAAGGCCUGGGCAACUGCUGCCACCAGCAGUGUCGUGUGGCACAACACAAGCAUCAGUUGUGAUUGUGAACUGGAAAGCAUGCUACCACCACAUCUGUCCACCUGCCUGGACCACGUUCACAACCUACGGCUUGAAUGUGAACCGUCCUGUAAACGGAGCAGGCAGGCUGCCAUUGAGCUGCUGACCAUGAUGGCUGGCCGAGCUCCAGGGCUUCGAGGCCUGCGUUUGGAAUGCCGUGGAGAGAAACCUCUCUUCGAUGCGGGCCGCGACAUCCUGGGCGCAGUGAGUGCCGUUUGCAGGACCGCGAGCAAGCUGAGUCACCUAGACCUCCGGCGCUUGCCUUUCACGCUGGACGACGCGCUGGUGCUGCAAGCUGCACACGGCUGUCCCGAGCUCCGGAGUCUUUUCCUGGAUAACCAUACGCUCGUGAACGGCGUGCAGCCCGGCUCCGUACUCGAGCUUCUGAAGGCUUGCCCGCACCUUCGCGCCCUUGGACUGCACCUGUCCAGUGUGUCACGCGCCGUCCUCGAGGCGUUGGCCGCUCCAGAUCGCGCGCCUUUUGAACUCCUGGCCUUGCGGUGCGCGUGCCCUGAAGAUGCUCGUGCGUCCCCGCCGCCGGAUGAAGCUUGGGCGGCCUUGAGGUGCCGGCACCCAGAGUUGGCGGUGGAGCUGGAGCUGGAGCCUGCCCUUUCUGAAGACAACGUGACUCGUAUCCUGCAGCCAGCGGUGCCGGUGGCUGUGCUGCGUCUCAACCUCUCGGGUGACACCGUAGGGCCGGUGCGCAUCGCUGCGCGCCACUAUGCGGCAACCCUGCGCACGCUCGAGGUGCGCGCCUCGCGCUCCCGGGAGCUGGACGCUGCGCUGGAGGAGCUGGCGGCGUGCUGCGCGGGCUUACGCGAAAUCCACUGCUUCUGCGUGGUGAGAGCCUCGGUACUGGACGCCUUCCGCGAGCGCUGUCCGCGCUUGCGCAGCUACACGCUCAAACUAAAGCGCGAGCCGCAUCCCUGGCGGCCCACGCUCUUGCGGUGAUUGCCCAAACCCACGGCUCCAGGACUGUGCAGGCCCGAGGCCUCUAAGACUCGGAAGCGAGUUGCUCAGGCGCGCCCCAGCUGCUACCCGUAUCCUACUUUUGAGAUUCUGUUGCCUCCUGCGCUUCUUGGGGAUUAAGGGCAGUGGGGUGACAUCUGAACCAAUCAGAACGCCGGGAGUCCACUAAGUUCUCUCAACCUCUGCAAGCGCCAAUUGUGUCUCGGCCCGUACUGGGGUCCCCCACCCCUCUGCGGUCCUCCGAGGCCCAGACUGGGGAGGGGAGCAUAAAAACGGGCCAAGUGUCAGAGGUUAGUGUGCAUUAAAUAAAGUCUGUGGUAACCCA
This is a messenger RNA of Jaculus jaculus (lesser Egyptian jerboa), 1784 nucleotides long. RefSeq names its product F-box and leucine rich repeat protein 8 (gene Fbxl8). Gene Ontology annotation, biological process: SCF-dependent proteasomal ubiquitin-dependent protein catabolic process. Gene Ontology annotation, molecular function: protein binding. The coding region runs from base 317 to 1441 and encodes 374 amino acids. NCBI's taxonomy places the organism in Eukaryota, Metazoa, Chordata, Mammalia, Rodentia, Dipodidae. The transcript is spliced from 4 exons. The record is from RefSeq and is a predicted model, not a curated record. Gene Ontology annotation, cellular component: SCF ubiquitin ligase complex.